This is a messenger RNA of Phycodurus eques (leafy seadragon), 5315 nucleotides long. It is a transcript of the gene rims4, whose product is annotated as regulating synaptic membrane exocytosis 4. Gene Ontology annotation, cellular component: cytoskeleton of presynaptic active zone; presynaptic membrane. Gene Ontology annotation, molecular function: small GTPase binding; transmembrane transporter binding. The coding region runs from base 449 to 1264 and encodes 271 amino acids. Lineage: Eukaryota; Metazoa; Chordata; Actinopteri; Syngnathiformes; Syngnathidae. The transcript is spliced from 6 exons. Gene Ontology annotation, biological process: regulation of synaptic plasticity; regulation of membrane potential; calcium ion-regulated exocytosis of neurotransmitter. The record is from RefSeq and is a predicted model, not a curated record.
CGAGCUGACGGCUGCCGGCGAGCGUCCGGGAGGCGACCUCCGCCGCCUCCUCCUCCUGCGGUGCAAAGUUGCGCGUUUGCCCGCCGUGAAGAUGAGCAGAGGCGCGCCGCCCGCGCAUCUCCAGAAGCUCUCCUAAGACGCCGCCAAAUCUGACUUUUGGGACCUCAAGGAACAAAGCAUCCUCUAUGAGAGCUCUCCUUCCUCCUCUCCCUACUCCUCUUCAUCCUCCCGCCGCCGCUAGCGUCUUCCCGGCGUGUGACUCGCCUUUCCCGCCCGGCUUGGGGGGUCUGCCGCCGCGGGGGGCAGCCCACGACCGCCGUGCAAGACGCCGCGCGCCGUGCUCCGCGUGAAGAAUGCCCAGCAGCCGCGCUUGGCCAAGCCGGCCCACCCGGGCCCGGCGGCGGGCGGCGGCGGCGGCGGCGGGGGCGGCGGCGGCGGCGGCCUCUACAUGGAGCGCUCCCAGAGCCGCAUCAGUCUGUCGGCGUCCUUCGAGGCGCUCGCCAUCUACUUCCCUUGCAUGAACUCCUUCGACGAGGACGACGGAGUGGACACGGAGGGCCGCAAGCUGAAGGGCGCCAUCCAGAGGAGCACGGAGACGGGCCUGGCGGUGGAGAUGCCGAGUCGGCCGCCGCGCCAGGCCAGCCACGAGUCCAUCGAGGACAGCAUGAACAGUUACGGCUCGGAGGGCAACCUCAACUACAGCGGCAUGUGCCUGGCCUCGGACGCCCAGUUCAGCGACUUCCUGGACGGGAUGGGACCGGCCCAAUUUGUCGGCCGCCAGACGCUGGCCAUGACGUCCAUGGGUGAUGUGGAGAUCGGCCUGAUGGAGAGGAACGGAGGUCUGGAGGUGGAGGUGGUCCAGGCCAGACGACUCACGGUGAAAGCGGGAUCCAAGGGGCCUCCCGCGGCCUACAUCAAAGUCUACCUGCUGGAGAACGGCACCUGCGUGGCCAAGAAGAAAACCAAGUCCGCCAGGAAGUCUCUGGACCCUCUUUACAACCAAGUACUGGUCUUCUCCGAGAGCCCUCAGGGGAAGGUGCUGCAGCUGAUCGUUUGGGGCAACUACGGGCGCAUGGAGCGCAAGUGCUUCAUGGGCGUCGCCCGCAUCCUAUUGGAGGAGCUGGACCUGAGCAGCGCGGUGAUCGGCUGGUACAAGCUGUUCCCUACCUCGUCCACGGUGGAGCCCACCAGCGCGCCCCUCAUGCGCCACUCGUCACAGAUGUCCCUGGAGAGCGCCGUGGGGCCCUGCGGCGAGCGCCCCUGAGACCGCCGCCCGCACCUUCGGCACGGGACUUUGGACUCGCUCGAGGUUCCCGUCCUCUCUUUUGGGACCGCUCGCCCCCCGUUUGGACCAACUCCACGCUGCAGGCUCAGCAUCCGUCAAACUCGCUCUCGCGUCGUCGUCGUCGUCGUCGUCUUCCGCAGUGUCGUCGGCGUCUUUUUGUCUCCUUGCGCAACGCUUCUCAAAUAUUUGGGGUCCAGGGGAGGAACCUUUCCGGGGACCGACCCCGACAUCCCGACGCCAGUUAAACGGAACUACCGUUUGCUCCACCUAAUUGCGAGAGAAAUUCAAAAUGUGCUAGUUUUCGAGAAUAAUGUUGUAACGAUACAAUAACGGAUGAAUAUUUCGGGGAGGAAAAAGUAUUUACAAAAACUAACUUAGACAAGUGAAAAAAAAAAUGGACAAAACCAACAUACAAAAUGACAAAAGACAGCACAUGGGCAAAAGGAAAUGACUAAAUUGAAAUUAAAAAUCACAAAUGCAAAAAGCUAAUUCACAAAAGUAAUACAAUUCAUUGAGAAAACCAAUAAACCUAAUUUACCCUUUAUAUAUAUCUAUAUCUAUAUAUUAACAAGAGUUUAAGUUAAAAAAAAAAACGCCAAAUGCUUCAGAAAUUCAAAGUUUGACUACAAUCUUACUAGAAUAAACUUUACUUUUUUUUGUUAUUCCCAUAGAAAGUUGUAAUAUUAAAAGAAAAUUUUUAGUGAGGAAGAAAUUCCUGGUUUAACAAGUGAACCUUUUUCACUUUUACGCCCCCAAAUUGGCCGAUAUUCUACCAAAUAAUAUGCCUUUUGUUCUAAAAAAAUAAAAUAAAAUAAAAUUAAAAAAAAAAAAAAACAACCGAGACUUUUUUCCUGUAAUAAUGCACCUUUUCUUAAAAAACAACGACGACGACUUUGUUAAUGCAGGGAUGUCAGAUUUAUGUGACAAUAGGUCAUCAUCAUAUCAGAGCUUUUAAUUGGCCCAAAGUUCAGAAAAUUGCAAAAAGUUUGAGAAGCACUCAUGUUUCCGUGUGAGCCGCAUUUUAACAUCAUCACUACAAACUACGAUAUCUCGGCUUGGGAUUUUUUUUCACCGUCCAGACCAGGAACGAUUUGAAUGUAAAGUUUGUAUCGGACGAAGAUUGACAAUGUAGCAAAGGGUGAACGACAGACGUAUUAGAUGUGAGGAGAAGAUUUCAUUAUAAGCCAACAAAUAUAGAUAUAGAUAUCUUACAGAAGUAAGAAAAAGCCAUUUACAAAACUAAACAAAUUCAUUGACAACAGCAAAAAUACAUCUGCAAAAAAAAAAAAAUGAAACAAAAAAUUGAAUAAUGUAAUCAAAUUUACAAAACAAAUCAUUUUAAAAAGGUGGGGGGAAAAAAAUAUUAACAGCAAAUUUACAAACACAAAUUAAAAACAAAUGUGCAAAAGUAAAAACAAGUGUACAAAAGACGCGUAAAAGGAUAAAAACGUUUUUAAAAACGUAUAAAGCAAACUUACAGAAGUCAUAAGGAAUGUACAAAAUCAAAAAAAUAAAUUACAGAAGAUAAACAUUGAAUUAAAUAAAUAAUGUACAGAAUCAAAAACUCAUUUACAAUACUAAGAAAAAUCCACUUAUGAAACUAAACAAAUUCAUUUACAAAAUUUAAAAAUGAUCAAAAUAAAACAGGAAAUAAAAACAGGAAAAAACAGGAAAUAAAAACAUGAGUACAAAAUUAAAUAAACAAUCGAAUAAGUUAAUCCAAGUUACAAAAGUAAAACAACAAUCAAAACAAAUCAUUUUAAAAAGGUAGAAAAAAUAUUAAAAGCAAAUUUACAAGCAUAAAAAUAUCACAAUUGUACAAAAGGAAGAACAAGUGUACAAAAGACGCAUAAAAGGAUAAAAACUGAUUUACAAAAGAAUAACACAAACUUCCAGAAGUCAAAAGGAAUGUACAAAAGCAAAAAUAUAAAUUACCAAAGAAAAUAAUUCAAUAAAAGAAAUCAUUGACAUAAUCCAAAACUACUUUACAAUACUAAGAAAAAUCCACUUGUGAGACUAAACAAAUGAAUUUACAAAAUUAAAAAAAUAUCAAAAUAAACCAGGAAAUAAAUACAUGAAUGCAAAAUUAAAUAAACAAUUGAAUAAAUGAAUCAAAUUUACAAAAGGAACAAAAAUGUAAAAAAGUAGAAAACAUUUAAAACAACUUUACAAAAGUAGAAAUUUACAAAAGUCAAAACAAGUGGACAAAAGUAUUAUAACUGAUUGACGGACGUCUAUGGUAAACUUACAGAAGUCGAAAUGAAUUUACAUCAGUAAAAUGAACAUUUACCAAAGCAAGACGAAGUAAAAAAAAAUAUGAAAUCAAAACUCAUUUAAAAAAAUACCAAAAUGAAAACCAACUGAAAUAUGUUAUCGAUUUUACAAAAGUAAAAACAAAAGGAACAAAGUAAAAAGGCAGACAAAAUAAAAAACAAAUGUACAAAAGUCAAAACAAGGGUGUACAAAAAUAUUAAAUUAAUUUGCAAUGGUAUAAAAACUGAUUCAAAAAAUGAUAAAGCAAACUUACACAUGUAAAAUUGAAUGUACAAAAGCAAAAAAAAAAGUAAGACAUAAAUUUACCAAAGACAAAAUAAAAAACGAACAAAAUAAUGAGUUUUAAAAAGUAAAACCCACAUUUACAAAAGUCAAAAUGUUCUUUUGCAACUAACGUUAACUGUACUCGUGACAUCGACGGCGUGAAAUGUGCUCCGGAAUAUUCCGUCCAGUCGUGUGGUUUGUUUUGUUUCUUUGACUAGAAAGCUUGUUUGUGGGAAAGUCUUGUAGCAUAUUUGUACCCUUCAUCUACUUGUUUUUGUUUUGGCUAACCGCUACCGUCGCUAACGUGCCAACUUUGACCAGCAAGUGUCUUUCUUCAUUUCAUCACAAGGUAGCGUCACGUAAAGCCGCCGCCGCCGCGGCUCGGAACAUUUCGUCAGUUAGUCGUUAGCUUCGUGUUAGCGUGACGAGAGGAUUUCAUUUCAGGCACUUUAGGAUUCUUCACGUGGUAUAAAUAUUUAUGAUUGUGCGCCAAAGGAUUUAGCCGGGGAACAUGGGAAUGCUAGCUUGUAGCGUUAGCCGCUAGCAUCUGCAUGCAGCCUAAUGGGCAGUUAGCACGGCGAGGCUAGGCUAAAGGACAAAACAUGAUGUAGCAUAUUUGUUAGCGAUAAUUUUUUUGUCAUCUUUUGUAAACAAGUAAAAGUUUGUAAUCCCUCCAAGGAUUAGAUUUUUUUAUUAUUACUUUUUGAUUUCCAUUUCUGGGCAAAUCUUCAUUUUACACUCAAAUAUUUGAAUUAAAAUAUCUUUUUUAAUUUGGUUUAUCUGAACUAGGGAUGGGCGCGUAGCGAUGCCAGGUAUCGGUACUGGGCCGAAACCGACCUUAUUUCAAGAUAUCUGGUACUUGUCAAGGCUGCCGAUCCCAGCCGCCGAAAAAAAAACAAAACCAAUUACAAUUAGACAUGAAGUAAGUCCUCCUCGCCAGGAGUCGGCGCUACACUGUGGCGGUUUGAGACAUCGGCGAAUGCUCACGUGCAUCAGAAAGAGAGAAAUAUCUCCGUUCACAAAUUACGUGUCAUUGUGUUAAUUGAAAUGUUAUGGGAUUAAGACUACUAGUGGUAUCGGUACUGGUUCUGGGUAUCGGUGAGUACUCAUGAGGGAAUACGCGUACUGGUAUCGGUCUGGGAAAAAAGUGGUAUUGAACAUCCCUAAUCUGAACGAGUUUGGGCCUCAGGUUUGCCAGUAGCAGCACUGCAGGGAAAUUAUUAUUUUUAUUUUUAUGAUGAUGAUGAUGAUUAUUAUUAUAUUUGUACACCAAAAAAUCUAAAGCUACAUUGUGAUAAGCAAUAAAAACCCAAAGCUGCUGUCAUCAGGGCAGUUUUUUUCUUUUUGUUUUUGUUGUGAAGAGAUUCAACGUCCGCCCUAUGCUAACAUGCUAAUGUGCUAGCCUGUAGCCUGGAUCAUCAUCGUGCUAUGAGCAUAUGGAGUCACUGCUUUUUUUAACAAUGCAAAAAAUAAACAAAUUGAAGACACACAA